This is a messenger RNA of Mus musculus (house mouse), 4362 nucleotides long. RefSeq names its product zinc finger protein 324 (gene Zfp324). The coding region runs from base 1110 to 2177 and encodes 355 amino acids. NCBI's taxonomy places the organism in Eukaryota, Metazoa, Chordata, Mammalia, Rodentia, Muridae. Gene Ontology annotation, biological process: regulation of DNA-templated transcription. The transcript has 4 exons. The record is from RefSeq and is marked validated. Gene Ontology annotation, cellular component: nucleus.
GGUUGUCACUUUGCAGACUGGCUUAAGGCCACACGGGUGAUCCCGAUUGGUGCACGAAAGGCCUGGCCGACUCUGCAAAUCUCGAGGAGGUUCUGGGGACCCAAGACUAGAGCAAAUAAGGAUAGUACUCGCAGUUGCCCGAUUCUAACCUUGGCUCGGUACACGUCGGCACUGCAAGCCCGCAGCUCUGCCUCCAAGCCUCAGUAUUCCCUGUUGGCUCAUAGGCUGCAGCGGAGACCGUUAGGGUUGUGCCGAAGCCACGAACUCUCCAUCCCCCAGCCGCAGCCCGCCAGGAGUCCUCUGGGCGUACAACGCCCUUUUCUGACCGGGAAACUGAGGCCCAGGCGGGCUGCGCGAGGCCGUGGGCGGGGACGGGCUAUGCCCAGGUCUCUCGCCCGUCAUGCCCCGCCCCCACUGCAGAUUCCGGCGGCGGCAACCUGGCCGCUGACAAAUCCACCGCGGAGAUGGAUGGCCUUUGAGGACGUGGCUGUGUACUUCUCCCAGGAGGAGUGGAUGUUCCUGAAUGCCGCCCAGAGGGCCUUGUACCGCCAUGUAAUGCUGGAAAACUUCGCACUUGUAGACUCCAUAGGUAAAGGCCUGAGUUGAGUCCUUCAUUGGAAGCAAAGCUGGGACCAGGACCUUCUGUCUCCCGGCCUCGUGUGAUCAUCCAACUCCAGCGUGGUGAGGAACCCUGGGUUCCCAACAGGACAAAUAGAGGCCCAGGCAGGGGUGCCCACAGGAGAUCCAGCCUUGGAUCCAAUUAUAGUACAAGAGAAAGACAUGUGUCUAGAACACCUCCAGGGGCCACCUGUGACAGGCCUGAUAGGAUACCUACUAGUAUCCUUCCUCCUGCUGGUGCCUACCCUGAUGCAAAAAUUCUGGAGGGACACCAAAGUGCCUGCCCAUCUCUACAGAAAAAACCCACAGGGGUAUCAGUGAUUUACUGGGAGCAACUCCUGCUAGGUUCCAGCAGCAGUGAAGCAACUGUCAGCUUGCGAUUGACUUCUCCAGUAGGGGUUCCUGAAAAUGGUUCAUCUAGAGGGAAGGCCUUCUCUGACUUUCUGGCCCCAGGGAAGCAGCCACGGGUAGCAGAGCAGCGAAAGCCAGAGAUGCAGCUAACCCCUGGGAGAACUUUCCAAAGCAUUCCAGAUCUCCAUGGGGCAGAGGAGGGACGUGGGAUGAGUGAGGCUUGGCAUGAGUCUCAGGGAGACCCCAAUGUUACAGAGGCCCGGAUAUGGGAUGAGCUGGGAGAGGCCCUCCAGGCCGGCCCAGGUCUUCUCUCUGGGGACAAACCUUUCGAAUGUAGGGCGUGCAACAAAGUGUUCGUGAAGAGCUCAGACCUCCUCAAGCAUCUGCGUACUCAUACCGGGGAGCGGCCUUAUGAGUGCGCCCAGUGCGGCAAGGCCUUCAGUCAGACAUCUCACCUGACUCAGCACCAGCGCAUCCAUAGCGGUGAGACGCCUUAUGUGUGCAUGGUGUGCAGCAAGGCCUUCCGACACAGCUCCUCACUGGUGCGCCAUCAGCGCAUCCACACAGUCGAGAAGUCAUUCCACUGCAACGAGUGUGGUAAGGCCUUCAGCCACGGCUCCAACCUCAGUCAGCACCUAAAGAUACACGCAGGAGGGCGGCCCUAUGCCUGCGCACAGUGCGGCCGCCGCUUCUGCCGCAACUCACAUCUUAUUCAGCACGAACGCACGCACACCGGCGAGAAGCCCUAUGCCUGCUCCCUCUGUGGCGCAGCCUUUAGUCAAGGCUCCUCGCUCUUCAAGCACCAGCGUGUGCACACCGGAGAGAAGCCUUUCUCUUGUCCACACUGUGGCCGUGCCUUCAGCCACAGCUCCAACCUCACACAGCAUCAGCUGCUGCACACGGGCGAACGACCCUUCCGCUGCGGCGACUGUGGCAAGGCCUUUGCCAAGGGCGCAGUGUUGCUCAGCCACAGGCGUAUCCACACGGGUGAGAAGCCCUUCGUGUGCACGCAGUGUGGCCGCGCUUUCCGUGAGCGCCCAGCCCUCUUCCAUCACCAAAGGAUCCACACAGGAGAGAAGGCCCUGAGGAGGCCCAGGGGCAGUACGCACCCCCAGGCCAGGUCUCUUGGGGUAUCCUUAGAUGGCGCACCUCCAAAGGCCAGUUCUACCACAGCCCCACCAGCAGUCCCAAAGAUAGCUGAGGCCUAAGGUCACAGCUGUGCCCUUCUCUGAAAUCCCUUUCACUCACUGUGGAAGAGCCUGUGUUCUCAGCAAAUCCACUGUGGUGUGAGGCAGGUACAAGGAAGACUUGCCAGUCAGUUCCAUUUACAGCUAUAUCCUAAAAGAAGCUGUCCUGGAGAGGAAUCCAUAGACUGCAUGAACCCCCCUGGGACUGGUGGAGUAGGCAGGGACUGACCCCGGAACUAAUGUGUGACUCUCAGACUUUGAUCUUCAUGGUAAUGCCACUUCAGUAUUUCCUGACUGUGGCUAUACAAACAGGAAAAGAGCCCGCAAUAGGCAGGAGCUCUCAAAUUAGCAGCUGGAGAUACAACCCCAGUGCAUUCCAUUUCUUUGGUGCAAGCUUCAGGCAAACAAAUGGUUUGUUUCUGUGCCUCAGCCUUCUCCUCUGGGAAAUGAAGAGGGAAGGAGAUUUGGACCAGUAGAGGAUGAUGCUAUAAAAUAUUCUAGCAGCCGGAUAUCGUGACACAUGACUUUAAACCCGGGUCUUGGGAGGCAGAGGCAGGCAUGUCUCUUCUGAGUUGAAGGUCAGCCUGGUCUACAUAGUGAGUUCCAGGUCUCAAUCAGAGUUACACAGUGAAACCCUGUCUAAACAAGGAGUAAAUGUUCUUAUAGGAUCCAGAUAAAGUCCAAGUAGACUCACAGCCAGCCAUGUGCUAGGUGCUGCCCAGUGAGCAGCUUGUGGGUCUUGUAUUGAUUUCUCUGCUUCAAACAAGAAAGCUCAGGUGGCACAGAAGAGUUAGUGUGGCCUAGAGCACAAGGCAGAACCAGGGUUGAACUCAGGUGGACUUCUCCAGUCUCCAUCCAGGCUCGAAGGGCUGGCAUAACCCACCAAUAGGAAAUUGAAGCCUGGAGGGAAGAUGUCCCCCUCAGCUCUGAAAGACAGGUCAGGAAUUCUGGUUCCUCGGCAUCCCCAUCCUCAUGCGGGCCUGUCAUCAGCCACUACCAAAGCCAUGCUAUAUGAGCCCGAACAUCUGAAGUGGUGCUACUGACUUGAGAGGAAAUGAGACAGGGCUGCUUAUUUUUGCUGGGCUUAACCAUCAUGCACCCACCUGUCCCAUCCCAUCCCAUCCCAUCUGAGCCCAAGGUAAAGAACUGAGCAGGGAAGACUUGGUGUUUCCUGUGACUUCUGAGACCCCCGACGCCCAGUGAUAAUGACCCUAAAUGGUGAGGGAGGGCAGAUGGGUGCUUGGGAUUCAGUUUGCUUGUUGCGGCCUUUAGCAGACCAGGUCCCAUGUAGACCUGAGGUCACAGCAACAGGGAAAUGAAUGCCAGUAUUGAAAAGUUAAAACAGAUAUAUACUAUAAUUUCUUACCUAGAUAUGAAAGUCCACACCUCUUGACUCCAGGACAUGUCUCCUGGUUUUUAUUGCUGUUGUUUAUAGUUCAUAUUUAUAUGUGUGGAUACAUGUAUGUAAGGGCAUGCAUACAUGCAUGCGGAAGUCAAAGGACAAUUUUCAGGAAUCAGUUUUCUCCUUCCACCACAUGGGUGCUGGGGAUGAAACUCGAGUUGUAAUGCUUCAUGGUACAAGCUUCUAACCACUGAGCCAUCUUGUUGGCCCUGAUGUUGUUUUGUGACAGGGUCUCAUGUAACCCAGGCUAGCCUUGAACUAUCUCUGUAGCCAAGGCUGGCCGGAACUUCUGAUCUCCUGCCUUUGCCUCCUGAGUGCUGAGGCUAUAGGCAAACAGCUGCAUGCCAAGUUUAUUCAAUGCUGGAGAUUAAACCUUGUGCCUGUUUAGCAAGCACUCCACCAACUGAACUAUGUCCUUCUACCUCAGCUUUGGGUUUUAAUUAGUUCAAAGAACUAGGCUUGGUGUGGCAUGCCUGAAAUCCCCACGAUCAGGAGUUCGAGGGGGCAAUUCAAGGAUAGUUUGAGGCCUUGUGUUUUGUCUCAAGUCAGGGUUUCUCUGUGUAGCCCUGAUCAUCUUGGAACAGGAUGCAGCUCUGUAGACCAGGCUGGCCUUGAAUUCAGAGAAAUCCACCUGCUUCUGCCUCCCAACACUGGGAUGAAAGGCCUACGCCAUCACAGCCCAGCACUGAAACCCCUAUCUUAAAAAAAGAAAAAGCUGAGUUGAGAUACACCUGUAUGAACAAUAAUAUUGUUUUUUACCUUAAAACAAAGCAGAUGAUAUUAAAUGGAUGUGCAGAGACAUGC